CCCUCCCUGUGGACGUCACUUCCAGCAACAACAGCAGACGUCAGAGCUGCCCGGGCAGGAGUCAGGGCGGCGGCGGCGGCGGGCUCGGACUGCCUGCCGAGGCUCCUUCCCUGGGCCUGUACGCCUCUCCCUGCCGCCAGGCCCGUGCAGCCCCUCCCGCCCGGCGCGGCCCUCGCACGCAGGCGGGCCGGGCUCGUCGCGGCGGCGGUUGGAGCGGAGCUGGCACAGCAGGCUCGCAGAUGGGUCAGGGACUCUGGAGAAUUGCUAGGAACCAGCAAUUGCAAGGAUACAGUGGACAAAGCUAUCUUACCAGGGAGCAUGGUAGGAGGAUACCUGCUAACAAUGUUUCCAAUACAAGCCACCGCAAACAAGCUCAAGGAGGCAUUGACAUCUACCACCUGCUGAAGACAAGAAAAUCUAAAGAACAAGAAGGAUUCAUUAACUUGGAAAUGUUGCCACCAGAGCUCAGUUUUACCAUUUUGUCAUACUUGAAUGCAACUGAUCUCUGUCUAGCAUCAUGUGUCUGGCAGGAUCUUGCUAAUGAUGAGCUCCUCUGGCAAGGGUUGUGCAAAUCCACUUGGGGUCACUGUUCUAUAUACAAUAAGAAUCCGCCUCUAGGAUUUUCUUUUAGAAAAUUGUAUAUGCAGCUAGAUGAGGGCAGUCUCACCUUUAAUGCCAACCCUGAUGAGGGUGUCAACUACUUUAUGUCCAAAGGCAUACUAGAUGAUUCACCGAAAGAAAUAGCUAAGUUUAUCUUUUGCACAAGAACACUGAAUUGGAAGAAGCUGAGAAUCUACCUUGAUGAAAGGAGAGAUGUUUUGGAUGACCUUGUGACGCUGCACAACUUCAGAAAUCAGUUCUUGCCAAAUGCACUGAGAGAGUUCUUCAGACACAUUCACGCUCCUGAGGAGCGUGGGGAGUACCUUGAAACUCUCAUAACAAAGUUCUCUCACAGAUUCUGUGCUUGUAAUCCUGAUUUGAUGAGAGAGCUUGGCCUUAGCCCUGAUGCAGUUUAUGUACUGUGUUACUCUUUGAUUCUCCUUUCGAUUGAUCUAACAAGCCCUCACGUGAAGAACAAAAUGUCAAAGAGGGAAUUCAUCCGGAACACGCGACGAGCUGCACAGAAUAUUAGUGAAGAUUUUGUAGGGCACCUUUAUGACAACAUCUACCUUAUUGGCCACGUGGCUGCCUAAAAGCACAAUUUGCUAGCACUUAAAAUUUGUAAUUUUCAAAAACUACAUCAAUUCAAGAUAUUAAUUAUUUUGUAGAGAUGGGGGUUAUUUUAGUGCUGGUCAUUCUAACCUCUGUAUGCAAUCAAAGUUUGUGUGUGUAAGUGUGUGUAUGUGUAAACUACCUUUUCUAUCUAUUAACUGUGGGAACAGAAGGACUUGUUUUUCAUAAUUUUUAUUUUAGUUUUGCACAAAACAAUGCCAUUAGUCUGACACGGCCAUUUAUGAAUGUUAAACUGACAUUACAGUCUAAGCUGAAAAAGUGGUGAAUUUGUGCAUUAGAUCUGCUUGAAACUUUAAUAAGUUCAUUCUUUUUAGAAUACCAUGUAAUGUGUAUAUAUUUAACUAAAGAGAUUUAUAAUCAUAAUUAUUUUAUUGUAAAGUAUUUUAACUAAAAUUUCUCCUUUUAUCUCUUAAAUUAGUGUUGGACUUUUCGUUUGCAUUUUUUUACAAUGCUAACUACCUCAGAUACUUAAGUUAGAGGAACAUUGAUCUGAAUACUACAAUAAAGUUUAUUCUAGGAGAUGAUAGAACACUUGUAAAAUAUCUAAGCUGAUGUUUUAUACUGUAUUUAUUAACUUGAAUUAGCAUGUUGCCAAUCUGCUAUUCACCCAACUUUAAAGAUUACAGGCUCUAUUUUAGAUGAACCCUGAUGCCAUAAAGGGUUAUCCAGGGGAAAUCAUGCAGUGUACAGAGAGGUUUACAUCAUUUACAUACACAACCUAUUUUGCAGAUGCUGGUUUUUGGGAAACAGGACAACUACAAUCACCUGUUCAACACAGUAAGCAAGAAAAAUCUGAACAGGGAAAGUGGUAGGAGUGAGUAACAUGUUGCUGCUUUCAACUGGUUCCCUCAGUCUAGAAGUGUCAAUGAUAGAAAUGCCUUGGCAAAUGUAUACCAGAUGACUCGUUGCUAAAGCUGUUAAAAACUGACAGUGCAAGAUUAGAGCAGUGGCUGUCAAGGAUUGGAGAACUGUUUCAGAGUCAGAUACUGAAUUACUUUCUAAGUUGGUCAUGUAGCUAGAUUUUAAACAGCUCUACAUUUGUGGAAAUACUUCAAAAAUUACUUGUUCAGGUUGUGUCUUGACAUUUCCUGAAGUGUGAAGAAUAUUAGCAGUGGAACUGCUGUGCAUGUGCAGGAAUUGACUAAGGAUUUGCCUAGUUUUGUUCAGACAACUCUAGGAGCAGUUGAUAUAACAUGUAGUUGAAGUAAGAGCUGUUCCUGAUUAUGUUUGUUUACAUAAUAUUCAGCUAUCAGUAGCAUCUGGAUACAUCAUGGUAACAAGUAUCUUUCAUCUUUUUCCCUACCUUAUCAUGAGGUGAUGUGGGAAGUUAUUCUUAAUCUGUAAAACAGAACUAAUCUGAAUUUUUAUGUAGAAAGCCUAUUGCAGAGCCAAGAAUUUAAUUCAGGAGUGACCCCUCACAGCCAUGCCCUUUGCCUAUGCUGCUGCUUUCUGUUUAGCACCUAGGGAGUGUUACCUUUGUUUUAGAUGUGAGGACAGUCCAUACAAGGGCUACAUAAAUGAUGGGAAGAAAAAGAUGUAGCUAUUACUAUUUCAAGUGUUUAUAGCUCUGCUCCACAAACCAAAAUGCAUGCAAAAAAAGUACUUUUUUAUUGCAUUAACUUUUAGCAAGUGUAAAUGCCAUUGCAUUUAUGUAGCAUACACAGCCAAAGCCAGGAGCCAGCAGUAUUGUGGCCCAUCACUAUUGUGCCCUGUGUUACAGGCAGGUUUACAGUAUCACCUGCCUUGCUCAGGAUAACUACUCCUCACCCAGUGUUGCAGAAAGUCCAAGGAUGCGUUCUGCAGUGGUCACUUAAUCUCAAACACAAAAUAAGAGUGUAUAGUACAGUGUUAAGGCACAGGUGUCUGCUACUGUACUACAGAAAAAAAAAUUUGAAAGCUUUUAAUGUAAUUUGUAAGACCAGUUAUAAAGGACAAGUGCCUCUGGGCUAUUUAAAGUGAUUUGAAGUGGAGACAGCAGAAUAUAGUUUCCUAAGAAACACUCCUCAAAGGUUACACAUUUUAAAAGAAGAAUUCAGUGAAUUUUGAAAUUAGAACUUUUCUUGUUAGAAAAUAUUAUCUUCUCAAACCACAAAUGCAGAACGAGGUUUAAUUCUCUUCUGGCAUAUGCUUAGCUUGACAUUAGCGAUACUGGUUUUGAUUUUGCACUAGUAAGAAAGUAUGAAUUGUUAAUCUGCAUUUCUCCUAAUUUCCUGUUACCCUGAUGCAGUACAAAACCUGCAGGCAGACAGAACGUGUUUUUUCUGGAAUAGAUGAGUACAUCUAUUAGCACGGUCUAGAAAACUUCUAGGCCACUGUAGCAGCCAAGAAGAUAAAUUAGAAACAGAAUGAUACAAUUCAAGUUUCCAUAAGACAAGGCUAGGGUAAAAGAAAACGAAACCCUAAUGACAUGCAGAUAACAGCAUCUGCUCUUCACAACAAGAUUUUGAGCAGUGUUAGAGGAUUAGCACCCAAUUCAUGCUCUACAGUAUGUUACUAAAUCAGAGUGGAACAGAAAAUAGCAAACACAACAUGCCAAGUGCAAAUUCCCUCAGAGGCAAUCACGAAGCAACUAAUUAAUACAGACAUUACUUCUGUCUUUUUUCUUUUUCCAGUUUGAGUCUAAGUCUAAAGUGGCUGAGAAGUAAUGUUUUGCAUUUUAGCAAUUAGAUUUUUCAUGAAGUUAAGCAAUUUUCUGUCUUAAAAAGAGAAAAAAAGUUUUAAUCACUCUUAAAAAGUGAAAAAAAUUGUCUUGGUUGUCCUCCAAAAGCUCUUUAAAAAACAAAGUUUUUUGCAGUGUUUUCUUCAAUGCACUUGGUGUCUCCACACACAUUUUAAAAUAAUGAUGCUUCAUUGAUCCAUGUGUCACUAAAUGAUGUGAUGUGGAAAUAGGUCCUUGAUCAAGCACUUCAGAAGACUUGGGCAGAGGAUCUCAAGCUCAACUAUGUGAGCAUGAUCAUGCUUAUAACUGUCUAGUGUUUCUCAAGCUAUUGCUAUUCCACCACUGCAUGUCCUUUGAAUUUUGGCCAUGUGGUGUUGCCUUAACUCUUACCUGUAUGCACUGUACACAGCACUGAAGGAAGAAGUGAGCCUGAAGCCCAUCCCUCUGCAAACACUCACUGUUCUGUCCUAAAGGACACUAGAAUUUUUCUGAAUGGCCAUUUCUGAAAGUUUGGUAACUUCAGUAUACACAGAUGUGACAGAAGGAAAACUUUUCUGUUUGUGUUGGGAAAAUGAGUGUACCUGUGUUCAUGUAAAGUGUCACACAAAUGCAGCUCAUAUUUGCUUAUUAUAAAGUCUGAGGCUCUCAUUGCAUUUAUUGAGGAAAUAUGGCAUAUAUUAGAUAUUCACAUAGUUUAGCUAUAGACAGCAUCUGAUAUUAUCUGUUUUCUCAAACUCUAUUUCUGUCUAGAAUACUUUCCAUCCAAACUCUAAACAACACAUUUAUUCAGUUUUGACUUUCUAAAAUAAAUCAAAGCUGCUGCAACAUAUAUCAACCCAAACAAGUUUGAGACAUGUUUGUCAAUUUUGAAGCAAGUGAGAAAUUUGCAUUCAGGAAAAAGAAUUCAGUUUGUUCUCCUUAACCUUUCCCUUCCACCCCCCACGCUGGAAAAAGAAAAAAUGUAAACAGUUUCAAAAUACAGCUUUAAGAAAAUAAACUGACUAGCUGGGCAAAUAAAUGUUAUUAUUUCUUCUUCAGUA
Molecule: messenger RNA, 4932 nt
Organism: Serinus canaria (Common canary)
Lineage: Eukaryota; Metazoa; Chordata; Aves; Passeriformes; Fringillidae
Gene: FBXO8
Product: F-box protein 8
Exons: 6
Coding region: 240-1193 (317 amino acids)
Biological process (GO): regulation of ARF protein signal transduction
Molecular function (GO): guanyl-nucleotide exchange factor activity; protein binding
Source: RefSeq, a predicted model, not a curated record